AUGAAAUAUAGCCGAGGACAAACUGUUCUGUGCACAUGGAAAGACAAUUCAAAAAAUUAUGAGGCUAAGAUAAUAGAAGUUAGUGCCAAACGCAAAAAGACGCCUUAUAAAGUUCAUUAUUUGGGUUGGAAGCAUAAAUGGGACGAAUGGAUUGGAGAAGAUAGGAUAAUGGAAGUUAGAAAUAGGCGUAACAAAUCUGUUAAAAAUCGCAAUUCUAAGUCUGAAGCAAAUUCAAGUCUUGAACUUCCUUCAACUUCCCAGGAACCUAAUGUUUAUUGUGCUGGUUCAUCUAUUACUGCUCAGAGGAAAGUAUUAAGCGCUGUUGAUGAGACGAAACAAAGUGACGUCUUGCCGAGCAUCAGUCAAAACAGUGUUGAGCACACUCCUGCACCUGUGGUAUCAGGUGGCAGAAGUGAAGUACCUCAAGCAAAGUCUUCUACGCGCUCAUUUAGAAACGGCAGUACAACUUCUGAGGAUAAUUUAGCUUCGUGCAACAAAACUAACUCGCGAAAACGGAAGAUCCAGACCGGCUGGAUUAGGCGGUCUUCGAGAACUCAGAAGUUACAGAUGCAACAACUUGGUCUUUCUGAGGAGUUCGCCGAUGAUUUACUCAAAGAUUUGGAUGGUCCCGAAAUUGUGCCUGAUAAAAAAACCUCUCAAAAUCCUAAAGUUUCCUCUAGUUCUGGAUAUUCAGUUACGGGUACAAAUAGUCUAAAUGGAUAUCCAAACACCGUUGAUGAUGCAGGAUUGAGAAGCUCAGGUUCAAAAUCGGCAACUUGUGAGGCAGCUAAAAAAGUGAUGCGUGGACCUCCUAACAGUCCAAUUGUAAGGAGCAGAAGGAAUGGGUUGAAGUCUAAAAAUUUAAAACUUCUUGUUUCUUCGGGGAGUGGUUCGUCAUCUAACUCUGAUUGUAAUAAGUCGCAGAAAGUUGCUACUGCUUCUCAGCUUGAGAAGGUGGAAUUUUUGAGUGGUGAUAGUGCAGUUGUGCAGGAUAAUGGCGGUGUCGUUAUGCGGAAUUUAGGUGUUCUUUCGAAGCCUGAAGCUUCUGCGCAGUCUGAUAAGAUAAUAAAAACUGAAGUUCCUAGCAGUGAGUCUCAUAGCCCUGACAUGAUAUCUCCUACAACUGCUAUUGUCAACCUUGUCUAUGAACUUGCGCAAUCUUUCCCAGCCGCUUCUGAAAGUUCUUCUGCCAAAUUCAUGUCGCUCUCUCCAGCGGUUGCCAAAAUGAAUUUAGUAAAUGAUUUGAAGAGUUGUGAAAUGGCAACUUCAGCCAGCGAGAAAAGUACGUCAGGUGCUAGCAUAUUUCGUGGCCGACAGAGCGAAGUUUUUAAUAAUCAGUAUGAAGUGAAUGGUGCUGGGCACAGCGUUUUGGGAAAACGACGCUGUUAUAAGAAUUAUGGUUCUAUGCAGUGCAGUUCAUCUGCGUGCCCUAGCUCUGUUGAUCGUUCAACACAAGUUGAAAGUUUAGAAAAUGUUUUUCCUGGUUUGGACUUACCUCUUGAACCUGAUUUUUAUCCAAACGGGGAACGGGAGCUGUUACUAACCAACUCUAGCCGUUUUGACGUAGAGUUAACGGAAGGCAGUCCGGAACUUAUAGAUUUACAGAGCAGCUCUUCAAAAACUCCAAAUGAUCUUCAAGAUUCUUUCAAAAGCAAUAUAAACUCAAAAGUACUCACAAUUUCAGAAUUUGCUCGCCGAAUUUAUGGAGCUCGAGAACGAACGUUUCAUCAGCGGUCAUUUGAGUUAAGUCAACUUAAAUCGAAACAGCGGCUGAAUUUUGAAGACAUCUUUCGUAGGAACCAAGCCAAGGGUGAAUUAGCAAAUGCGUAUAACUCCGAGGGACCUGACGUUUUUUCUGAUAAGUGUCUUGAUGUGCCUGCAUCCACUUCCUCCUCUGUGAUUCGAAGUUCACAGAUGCUGCGGCACCCUCUGGUUGUUAAAACGGGUUUCAGUGGCUCUGUUGGAAUGAAGCAGAGACACCGUAAUUCUUGCGAUAAACGAUCGUUAACUGUUUCUAACGGAGAGAUUCAAGCCUUUAAAUAUUAUUCACGACGAGUUAGCGAGUUUGACGAAAUGGCUAUUCCUGUUGAAACAAACGUUUCUGAGCAAGGAGAGGCACGAAGACGUCUAAGAGCAGAAGAUUUUGUUCCUUUACCUCCACCAAUUUUGGAAGAUCAUUGCUAUAUAAAAAUGCCUAGCUCUUUCUGUCAAGAAGAUGACAAUCCAGGACGUUACCAAGAGAAUUCAUUAGAUCGUGAAGAGGAUGGGAAGGAAUCAGCGCAGUCUUUAGAGGAUAUUAACAGCCAUUCUUGUUCAACACCUGGUGUAAGUUUUAUGUCUCAAUUUUUAAAGAAAAAACUAGGGACGCAGUGCUUGGCGAAGGCUUUAGUGAAAGCGAUCGAAGUUUUGAGCUGCAUUUGGGUUGGUGUGUUUGCGCUUGAUGGGAAGUCGAUUUCCAGUAUGGUGGAAGAAUGCAGCUUUACUAUGCCGUGA
Enterobius vermicularis (human pinworm) is the source of this 2493-nucleotide messenger RNA. Lineage: Eukaryota; Metazoa; Nematoda; Chromadorea; Rhabditida; Oxyuridae. The record is from the annotation of a GenBank genome assembly.